Lichtheimia ornata is the source of this 996-nucleotide messenger RNA. RefSeq lists its product as uncharacterized. Gene Ontology annotation, molecular function: protein binding. The record is from RefSeq and is a predicted model, not a curated record. NCBI's taxonomy places the organism in Eukaryota, Fungi, Mucoromycota, Mucoromycetes, Mucorales, Lichtheimiaceae. The transcript has 9 exons. The coding region runs from base 1 to 996 and encodes 331 amino acids.
AUGCCUGAAGAACAGCUCCAAAACAGCCUUGUAAAGGAACAUGACGAGCACGAAUCCGAGCAAUCCGAAGAAGAGGAGAAUGAGAACGAAUUGACCAAUAUCGAAGAAGGUCUAUUGGAUGAGUAUCCCGAAGACACCACGGAAAUAGACGCCGUUCAUCUUCGCAUUUCCAGCAUACCCAAUCUCAACUUGACACGCUUUCCUCAACUCGAACGGUUGUGUUUACGACAAAACUUGAUCUUGGAUAUCGAGGGCUUUGAAGGAUUGGAUAAACUUGUGGAGCUUGACCUUUACGAUAACAAGAUUAAGCACGUGCGUGGCCUGAAUCAGAUCACCUCUUUGCAGUACUUGGAUCUUUCCUUCAACAAGAUCAAGCACAUCAAGAACAUUGAUCAACUCACCAACUUGAGCGACCUUUUCUUUGUGAGCAAUCGUAUAUCAAAGAUUGAAAACCUGGAUACAUUGGUGCAAUUGGAUAAUCUCGAACUCGGUGCAAACAAGAUUCGAGUCAUUGAGAACCUGGAUAAACUUGUGAAUCUCACCAAACUUUGGCUCGGCAAAAACAAAAUCACUCGGCUGGAGAACUUGAGCCCGUUACGCAAUUUGCAGAUCCUGAGUAUACAAAGCAACCGUAUCACCAAAUUGGAAGGACUCGAUGAAUUGCACAAUUUGCAAGAGCUCUACUUGUCACAUAACGCCAUUGAAAAAAUAGAAGGCUUGGAAAACAAUCUCAAGUUGAAGACACUGGAUGUGGCCAAUAACAAGAUAAAGCACAUUGAAAACAUGUCGCAUCUAACGCAGCUAGAGGAUUUCUGGGCAAACAACAACUUAUUCGAGAGUGAAUGCUUUGGUGAAUUGACAAAGGAAUUGGGCGAUAUAAAGACAUUGGAUACGAUCUAUCUCGAAGGAAACCCGAUGCAAGCAGCAAACAGAGCAACAUACCGCAACAAGGUCCACUUGGCUUUGCCACAAGUGAGGCAAAUUGAUGCCACGUAA